Puntigrus tetrazona (Sumatra barb) is the source of this 1597-nucleotide messenger RNA. It is a transcript of the gene rnf152, whose product is annotated as ring finger protein 152. Gene Ontology annotation, molecular function: ubiquitin protein ligase activity. Lineage: Eukaryota; Metazoa; Chordata; Actinopteri; Cypriniformes; Cyprinidae. The transcript is spliced from 3 exons. Bases 374 to 988 code for a protein of 204 amino acids. The record is from RefSeq and is a predicted model, not a curated record.
AUUGGCUGCGCUGAGGGAGUAGCGGAGAACGUUUACAGAACAGCCUUUGAAGAAGGCAGAGUGAAGUAUGACAGAUGAGUCUUGCUCUGCACGCGAUGUUCACCGUUUGCAUAGAUGAAAACACCUCACGACGUACAAGAGCCAUUUCAUCAUUAGAUGGGGAAAGAUAUUCCUGUGAACUGCUUUUAUUUCCAACUGCGCUCAUCGAAUGAUUCAAAGCCCUGCUUGGAUCUAUACUAAACCCAUGGCCGAGCCAGACGUGGAUUAAAACGCUGAAGGCCCCAAUCGGCGCGGAGCGGUUGACGGAGAAGUGCAUUGGUGAUACAAAUCGACAAGAAUACUGUCAUUAAAGCAAGCGAAGAGCGUUUUAAAGAUGAUGGACACCUUGUCCCAGAACUCCAGGCUUGAGUGCCAGAUAUGUUUCAACUACUUCAGCCAAUGGCGCCGUCCUAAACUCCUGCACUGCCAGCAUACCUGCUGCUCCGUGUGUCUGAGCCAGAUGAGGCUCAGCCAGAGAGAGCUCCGCUGUCCUUGGUGUCGUUGCGUGACGCAGAUCCCCAACGGACUUUCCGUUUCCCAUCUUCCAGACGACCCGGAAGUACUUUCCAUUAUCAGUCUGUCACACUCCUCCGAACACACUCCCAUCUUUAUACACUUGCCCAACAGCAGCUGUUACCUGCUGCCCGUCCCUCUGGACACCGAUGAGGCUUUGCUUCCCGGACAGCCGGCGUGCCGGUUUGUCCCUAAAAGUGUUGGGGGGUUAAACGUCUCUGACGGGGGGAGCCUCGGGCUGGGGGACGACGCAGGUGAGGAGGGGAUGGAGGAGGAGGAGGAGGAGGUGGAGGAGGUGGUGGCGGUUAAAAACACGGCUUGGACGGGGGUUUGCACUGUGCUACUGGUGGCAUUCAUUUUGAUUUUUUUGCUUGGGAUCGUGUUGCAUAACAUGUCCUGCGUGUCCAAACGCUUCACUAUUAUUUCCUGCGGGUGAGACGGGUUCAUGAAAUUCACUUGUGAGGGACCGAUUAUUGGUUUGGAAUCUCUUCUGAUUUCAGAUGUGAUUGUGAUCUAUGUAUAUCACAUAGCUAUGGUGACUUGUGUGUGUAUAUAUGAUGGAUGAGAAGAAGGGAAUGAAAGAAGUCAAGGGCACAAUCUAUGCAAUUUGUGGUAUUUCAGAAGUCUUUGAAAGCCCUGAUUUGUUAAUUUGUUGGGAAUUUGUUCAGAUAAUGUGCAGAAAUGUCGUUAAAGAAUCUAGCAGUAUUGACUCUGUAUUUGCAUGUCUUGUAUGUACCUGAGGGAAAUUAACUUGGUCUGUAAUACUACAGUAGAGCUGUGCGUUAUUGACAGUCUGUAGGAGUUUGUGACUGAACACUAAAUGUAGAAAUGAAACUGCAUAUUGCUACAUAAAUGGCUGCACUGCCUUUAAAUGCUGUUUAUUGCUGUGUUGGAUUGCUGUAUGUUUUAAGGUGUUUAAGCUAAGCGGUUUCUUUAAAAAUUCCACAAAUCAAAUGUUUUUAUGGUAAGAAACUGUUCCUUUUUUUUUUUUUUUUUUUACUAAUGGGUUCUGACUUUGCAUUUGAUUAAAAGAGUGAAAACAUCA